This is a messenger RNA of Brienomyrus brachyistius, 4586 nucleotides long. RefSeq lists its product as uncharacterized. NCBI's taxonomy places the organism in Eukaryota, Metazoa, Chordata, Actinopteri, Osteoglossiformes, Mormyridae. Gene Ontology annotation, molecular function: DNA-binding transcription factor activity; RNA polymerase II cis-regulatory region sequence-specific DNA binding. Gene Ontology annotation, biological process: regulation of transcription by RNA polymerase II. Bases 1421 to 2911 code for a protein of 496 amino acids. The transcript has 3 exons. The record is from RefSeq and is a predicted model, not a curated record.
UGCGCUCAGAGCUUCCUGUGACAGUUACUCGACAGAAGUCAAAGGUCCUUUAUUUUAGACCUCGGUUACGUUCACUAUGUGAGAGCUUCUUUGAUGGUUGUCUUUGAAAAAGGGCCCUUUCCAUCUUCAGUUCUAUCGCUCCUCCAAGAAGACAAUAGACUGUCUAUUUAUAGCCCUGAAGUUUUUUUUUGUGUGUGUGUGUUUUGUUUGUGUAACACGAAAUAGUAAUUCUUUUGCGAAUUUCUUCUGCAUCUUGUUGUUUUCAAAAAAGAAUAACAAAAAAUUAUAAUAAUUUUCAAAUCCUUAGCUAAGUAGUAAUAAAUUAGUGAUUUUACCGUUUUCCUCGCUCAGAUAUUGCACUGUACCUAACCCGGCAAACGAGAUUUCCAGAUUAAAACAAGGCAAAAUUUGAUGAUUAAUGCUUGCUUUUUGCGAUAUAUUGAUAUACUGCUGUUAUGACUCUCACUUCUUAUUACGUUGAAAUUUACAUUUUUAUUAUCUUUAUUAUUUUAUUCGAUUUCACUUAUUAUUAUUUCCUGAGCAAUAAUCGAGUGUAAAGCAUCGCCAGUUAAUAGCAUCGCCAGUGGCCCUGAACACCGAUUCUGGAUCAGAAAAUGCAGGCGCUCUUCUCAGACUCGACAGUUUUCUUUAAAAACAUAAAACUGAUCCAGGGUCAGCAAUUGGAGGCAAUAUCCAGGAUAGCUGGUCAACUAUGAAUUAUUCCGGUGUGGCACAUGUGAAGCUUUUGACCCUCGGGAAUUCUGCAUUUUAUACGUGUAAUAAAAGUAACAUACACAUUGCAUUUUAAAAACAGUUUUAGAAGUCCACGUUAAUGAAUUACUAUCGCUAUAUUUUCUUUCUUAGGAACAUAGAUGUAUUUACGCGUAUGUGGCAUAUCGACCACCACAGGAAACGAAACCGGUUGGCCGACACCCCAAACAAGAAUAAGGAAAGUUGUUGUAUUAUUUUGAAUUCAUCGAGGAGCUUGGCGUGAUUGCUAUUUAAAUUAUAAAAUUCAGAUAUAUUAUAUACAAACUCAUGUGUGUAGAAGAGAAGUUAUGCUGAAUAUUAUUACUGGCGAUCUUCUUCAAGGUAAAGCUAGGUAGUUAGCCGGCUAGCUGAAGUGGUCCACUUUGUUGGAGUACACUGCUGAAACAUAUGAAUGUUUUUCUUAAGUAUUCUUAUUUGCAAAGAAUCCGCGCCGGUGCCGCAUCUUUAUUCGCGGUUCUGUCCUGUUUAAACGGGGCGUCGUUGUUUGCAUUCCGGCUUCUCCCGGUGCUUUGUUGUUUAGCGGUGUUAUAUAGUAGUUUGGGGGAGGUUUGUUAAGCAGCAUCCCCUCCCGGGAUAUUCGGGUCACCGGCAUGCCCCAUUAAACCGGGGGAUCGGGACCGACGGUGUGGGGACAACAUCCGGCCUGGGGAUGUCGGCGACGGGCGACAGGCAGACCGGCGCGGCUUUGGUGGCCGAUCUGUCGCUGUCCUUCCAGGACGAGCUCACGGCCACCAUACACAACGCCUUCGGGGUGGCCCUGGAGAUCGCCGUGCUGGAGGUCACCAAGCUGGUGGGCCAGGCGCUGCGCGACGUGCGCGACCAAAUGCACGAAACUCUGCGGGAGAACGAAUCCCUGAAGCAGCGGCUGCAGAGCGCCGAGCUGGAGCUGGGCGCCGUGCGCAAAGCAAACGUUGUCGGCAGAGCGCCACCGCCGCCGGGCCCCCAGGACGAGCCACAGCCCGCGAAGCAGCCGGCGGCGCCCGUAAGCGCGCCCGGGGACCCCGCCGACAUCUUGCUGGAGGAGAAGUUCGACUUUCUCAGCGUUGAUGCGCACCCAGAUCGGGACAGGUCUUUCUGUGAGAUCCGUGAGGACGGACAGGUCUGCUCCCACGACCUGAACCCAGAGGCAGGAAGCCAGGCAGCGUCCAGAUGCCAGUCUGGAGGCGCAGCCGUUUCCAAGAGCAGCCAGACGCGCAUGUACUCCGACACCCAGGUGGAGACGGUGCAUUUCGACCAGCCGUGCCCAGAAACUGUGCCGAGUAACACCGGGGCAUUCCUCAAAGCGGCGUCCCCACCAGGCGGCAGCCUGCCGAACCCGACGCUCGAACAACCGGUCAAGGUGAAGGAGGAGUCGCCAGAGGGAGGCUGCGCCCCCCCGGAGCUGGGCUGCGUCUCCGUGCCGGCUGCCUUCGCUGGGGUGGAGGAUGACUUCUGUCCGGACAGCCUCUCCCUGGCUCAGUCACGCCUACUAGAGGACUGGAGGCCAGAACCGCUGCACCUACAGAACUGUGACACCGACACCCUCGCCGCAUGCACCAGCCACUCUUUGUCUGAUUCCCCGGUUUUUGGUACUGACUUGUCCGACCUCGACCUCCAUGCGCCAUCCUCCAGUGGGCUUCCCGCCUUCUCCAAAGCCUACCAGCAUCCGGGCCCCGGGCCCCGUCCCCACUACGGCAGCCGGGUGAGCGGCCCCGAUGGCAGCCAGCCCAGCGUCACUCCCCCUACCAGCGGGACCCACUCCUGCCGUGUUUGCGGAGAGUCAUUUCACCUGCAGGAGGAGCUGCGGCGGCACCGGAGCCAGCACCACAGUCAGAACCAGGUCCACGGGUCCAAGUCCAGCCGGCACCCGAGACGGCAGGCCUUCCCGCCAGGCCGCAGCCCCUACCACUGCUCCCUGUGCGGCCGCGAUUUCAACCGCAUGGAGCACCUGAAGAUCCACCAGCGCAUCCACACGGGCGAGCGGCCGUACGCCUGCACCGUGUGCAACGCUCGCUUCCGCCACUCGUGGGCGCUCACGAGGCACUUCCGCAUUCAUACGGGAGAAAAGCCGUACGCCUGCAGUCUGUGUGGGAAGACCUUCCGGAACUGCGGGGGGCUCCGCUUCCACCAGCGUUCACACUCCCUGGAGGGGAAUGGCUGAUGCCCUCUAGUGGCCAGGAGGACCUGGGACGAAGGGGGGGCGGUCGAUGAAAUGGAGGUUUACAGGGCAGCUGGGGUUCAAAUCCGGGAUCAAAUGUGGAAAAUAGCACAGAGCAGGGAAGUACGUACUAUGGUAUGUUGAGGUGUUUCCCGUCCAGCUUGUUUACAGUGAACCCUUCUGGAUAGACAUGGUGCAGAUAAUUCAUUUCAAGUCAAUUCAUUUAUCAAAACUUAUUUAUCAGUACUAAUUACUAUUAUGCCCUGCGAUGGGCUGGCCCCCCAUCCUGGGUUGUUCCCUGCCUCGUGCCCAUUGCUUCCGGGAUAGGCUCCGGACCCCCCGCGACCCAAUAGGAUAAGCGGUUUGGAAAAUGGAUGGAUGGAUGGAUAAUUACUAUUAUUUAAUUGACCAGUGUUGGUUUAUUUUAUGUGAGGUAACACUUCACACUCGCUGGGCUGGAGCUUCAAAUCAUUUUAGAGUCAGAAUGUCCUCUUACUUUUUCAUUGUAUUUAUCCAGGGUUUCAGUCCCAUUUUCCGCCAUCAGCCCAAAGUCUAUACUGGUGUUCCUCUAUUGCCCAUAUUGUGGGUAUAUGUGCACCCUGUGACUGGCGCCCCCUCCUGGAUGUCCCAUGCCAGACACCUCCUGCUGGUUGGGAUAGACUCCAGGCUCCUGAAACCCCGUACUGGAUGAAAGGGUCGAUGAUUUAAAUCAAUGUCGAGCAUUUAUUGCAGGGCUCUUCAAAUCUGUACCUCGAUUCCAAAUCCAGGCCUUGUUUUCAGUUCUGCCAGCUAGUUACUGAUUACUACCUGGCAUAAUAAUUACUACUAAUGAUUACUGAUUCUGAUUGGUCAGAGGCUUCACACCCGGCUCACAGGUAAAGGAAGGCUGGGAAACCAGCAGGGCUUGGACCUCGAGGGCCGUGAUCUGAAUAACCCUGAUAUAUUGUGUUGAAAAUUGGUGUGUUUUUUUUCCAUUAACACUUUGUUUGCCUCGUUCUUAAAUUGGUAAUUUGCCUUACUGGUGCUGUGUUUCUGCCAGUUGUGGUAAGAUUGGUUUGGUCAUUCUAAGUUAUUUUCUUACGUACGUACUGUAAUAAUUUUCCACAACAUUUGUACAAAAUGUAAUGGUGGGAGUAUGAAAACAAUCAAUAGAUUUCUUUAUGUUGGUGUCCAGGCCUUAACUGGACUCUAAAUUUCAGAAUUUGUUGGAUUUUACUGGUGACCAAAGGAUUCAUGUCCUCUAAGGAUAAGUGUUAUUUUUGCCGGACAUGGGAGAUUGGAGAGAAGCCGAUGGACGUAAAACCCAGCAACAGGUUUCUGGAUGGAGGGACCGGGAACAUCUGAGGGUAUGAAGGGACUGGCCACUAGCUGCUUCAGCUCCGGCGCGGGUUCGAAGGCAGCACGAUAGUAUCUCCCGGCCGCGCUCUGUGGGAGCACGGGACUUACUGAAGGCAGACCGUCUGUGUUUCUCGGUGUGCGGACGGUGGAGCACGUUUAGCUGGGAAUUCUUCCUCCACAGACGCUUUGCUGGUGGUUUUCAUAUUUAAUUGUGUCUUAUUCUAACUCAUGUUUGCUUUUUGUAUGCUUGGUGUGUGAUGAUUCGCAGUGUUACGGUGCCUCUUAGGUUUUCUGUACCCAAUGUCUGUACAUUAAUGAAAAGCUACGGGUUCAUGAAAAA